Messenger RNA from Drosophila grimshawi, 1347 nucleotides. RefSeq lists its product as uncharacterized. Bases 1 to 402 code for a protein of 133 amino acids. NCBI's taxonomy places the organism in Eukaryota, Metazoa, Arthropoda, Insecta, Diptera, Drosophilidae. The record is from RefSeq and is a predicted model, not a curated record. The transcript has a single exon.
AUGUGCUACUACUGCUGCUGCCGCCAGCAGUUUGUGGUCAUAUUGGUCUGCCUGCUGUACAUACUGCUCGUGCUCAUCUUCUUCAUCAAUGUGUUUCUGGCGGAUCGCAAUAUGCACACAAACCACCACCUGAUGCACGGUGGUGCUGGUGGCAAUCCAAUGAUUGUCGGUGCGGGUGGUGCGGGCGGCAUACAUCCGGGCAUCAUGCAUCCGGCAGGUGGUCAUCACAAUCCGUACGACAUGCAUGGCUAUCAUCACUACAACAAUUAUCAUCCUCAAGUGGAUCCCAAGCAGCAGCAGCAGCAUCAACAGAAUCAUCAGCCGACACGCAAAACACCCAAUCAACAGCAGGCGGAACAGGAUAUUUACUACUAUUUCAAUCACGUAUUCAGGCGGCGAUAAAAUGCCACCAUCACCACACCACCCACAUAAACACAGACGCGCCUCCAACACAUAUAUAUAUAGAGUAUAUAUAGUCAGCAGGCCAAGAUGUAUACAACAAAAGAGAAGAAAAAAGAAAACAUAAAAUAAAUAGCAGAAGAAAAGUGAAUAAAAACAAUUGUAAAAUUCAUAGCAUAGAAAAGUGUGAAAUAUGAAAUAUGAAAGAAGAAGAAAACCAUAAGCCAUUUAUAAGAAUACAUCCAUUUACCAUAUACCAUUUACAAUAAUAAUAAUAAUAAUAGUAAUAAAAAUAAUAAACAAGCCACAACAACAACAGCAAAAACAAAUACAAAAUCCAACCAAUGACAGCAAACAAUUUUUGAAAUUUUGUAAUUUUACAAUGCUAAAGUGCGAAACAGUUUUCCAACAAUUAAGCGACCAAGCUAACCCAGCCAAAAUUUGCAUUUAUCUACAACAGGACGCAUGGGCAGGCCGUAAAUUUAGAAAUAUUUAUUGAUCUAUAUACAUAUACAAUACACACACAUAUAAAGAUAUAUAUAUAUAUACGCCUAAUCAAUCAGCUAUCCAAUUGGGUUCCACAUAUGCCUAGCUAAAGUUUUAACAAAAUGUUUGUCACACAAUUUUCGAUAAGAUUCGAUUUCGAACGGAAAUAGCAGCAAUAGCUUCUAAUUGAAUUAGAGUCUAGUAUUUGUAAGACAUAAUGAGAGAAAUACAUAAGUAAAAUAAAAAAAAUACAAUACACAGAAUACAGUGAAAUAAUGCAGCAGCAUAGUUAGUAUAAUGUUCAGAUCGGCAGCUAUAUAUGUAUAGUUAUAGCCUAAACAAAAACUAAAACAAAAACUUGUGCUUUUUAAAAGCUUUGCGGCGUUUAGAGAUCAACGUUGAAUGCAUCCCUACAAUUUUGUCAAUUUAACUAUUUAAAUAAACUUGUUCUUGUUUGUUGCA